Mauremys mutica (yellowpond turtle) is the source of this 5672-nucleotide messenger RNA. RefSeq names its product family with sequence similarity 193 member A (gene FAM193A). NCBI's taxonomy places the organism in Eukaryota, Metazoa, Chordata, Testudines, Geoemydidae. The transcript has 22 exons. Bases 195 to 4844 code for a protein of 1549 amino acids. The record is from RefSeq and is a predicted model, not a curated record.
UCCGCCAUAUUGGACGGUAACUCUGGUCAGCGGCGCUGGGGCCAAGGGAGUCCCCGUUACAGUGACAGUUCGCGCGCCCCUGCUCCUCGGUGCCCGGGGCGGCCUGUGCCCCGGCCUUACCCGCUCCCCCUUCCGGGCGCUGACGGCGGCUCCGACCUCCUCGCUGCCCCCUCCCUGCCCGGGUGUCAGACACGAUGAGUCCGGCCGACGCCAAGCGAGGAGCCAAGCGCAGAAAGAACAAGCGGGGCGGCGGCCUCGGCAGUACCGGCGGCCCCGGACCCAGCGGCGGCGGCGGCGGCGGGGCGGGAGGCCUGAGCAAGAGCGGGGCCGCCUCGGCAUCGGCCGCCUUGCGGGCUCCAGCCCAGGCGGUGGCUGCCACGCCGAGCGUGGUGGGCGGCCUGCUGACAGCGCCGGCAACGGCCACCGGCAACGGAGCCCUGAGCGGCGGCGCUGGAGGGGCCGGGGCGGGACAUGGCGAGGUUUCAUUAAAUGGUACCCAGUUUACAGACAGUUCCGUUGGAUCAGAGUUCACAGGUGUUUCUCAGACUCCAUUUACUUUUGGCUUGGGUCAAAGGGCACCAUAUACAACAGGCGAGCAUUGUCUUCUUUGUAGAAGUGAACGGAAAGACACCUUGCUUUCAGAGAGCGGGAUUAAAAAUUCUAGCAAAACAGCACUUUCUACAUCUCCAAAAGCAAAUAGUAUGCUGCAUCUUCCACUGUGGGUGUGUCCAGAUUGUCGACGAACAGUCGAGAAGGAGGAGAGGCAUGCCACGCUAGAGCAAUCUCUUGUGAGCCAAGAUUUCCUUUUGCACAUGCCGCUUGGAAACAGUGGAUCACAGCAGGAAUCUGUAGGAGGAGGGAGAAUAACUGUUGGAGCACAGACAGUACCCUCUGCAGAUCUCAGUAAUUCCUCUCCUUCUGAUGUAGCAUGUAACUGUGAGGCCUGUAAUGAGCGCAGAGAAAUUUCAGCAGAGACUGAACGUGAAUCUCAGCAGCUUCAAAAUUACUGGUCAGAAGUAAGAUAUAUGGUCCGAUGUGUAUAUCGCCAAGCUGGCACCCCAUUGGCAGAUGAUCAAGACCAAUCCCUGGUACCAGAUAAAGAGGGAAUGAAGGAGUUGGUGGAUAGGCUUUGUGAAAGAGAUCCUUAUCAGCUUUAUCAACGAUUGGAACAGCAAGCUAGAGAAUAUGUGCUUGAAAUGAAGGUUCGUCUGCUCAGGCACUUGUCGCUGGGAUCUAAAGUUGCAUCAACAUUAUCAAUACCAGGCCCACCGCAGGCACAUCAGUUCAUCUCACUCCUUCUUGAGGAAUACAGUGCACUCUGUCAGGCAGCAUGCACAAUCAGCACCUUUCUUGUCACUCUGGAAAAUGAACACUUGAAGAAAUUUCAGGUGACGUGGAAAUUGCACAAUAAGCAUCUAUUUGAAAAUCUGGUAUUUUCUGAGCCACUGCUGCAGAACAGCUUGCCAACACUGGUGUCACAGCUAAGGCUUGGAACAACACACGAUUCCUGUAGUGAAGAUAUGUAUAGUACCUUGCUACAAAGGUAUCAUCAAUUGGAACAGGAGAUGGGUCAAGUGGCUGAAGCCUGGCUUGAAUGCCAGAAAAAAAUAGAUGAUUAUGUAGAUGAACAGAUGGCAAUGAAAACAAAACAGCGCAUGCUAAAAGAAGACUGGGAAUUUUUUAAACAGAGGCGUUUUAUUGAAGAGCAGUUAAAUAACAAGAAAGCACUAGCUGGUGAGAACAACUUUACAGACACAAUGAGGCAUAUGUUGUCAUCACGUUUGAGCAUGCCUGACUGUCCCAACUGUAAUUAUAGAAGAAGAUGUACUUGUGAUGACUGCAGCCUUUCACACAUUUUAACAUGUGGCAUCAUGGAUUCACCAAUAACAGAUGACAUCCAUAUUAACCAGUUACCACUACAAAUUGAUUCUGCUCCGGAUUAUCUGUCUGAGAUCCGCCCACCUAGUAUGUCUUCAGCAAGCUCUGAAUCAGGUUCCAGCUCUCCUAUCACAAUUCAGCAGCACCCAAGACUCAUCCUUACAGAUAAUGGCUCUGCACCAACUUUUGGUAGUGAUGAUGAAGAUGUUGCACCAUUAUCAGCAAAAUUUGCUGAUAUCUACCCAUUGAAUAACUAUGAUGAUGCAGAGGUCGUAGCCAACAUGAAUGGAAUCCAUAACGAACUAAAUGGUGGAGGGGAAAACAUGGCAUUGAAAGAUGAGUCUCCUCAGGUGAGCAGUACUAGCAGCAGUUCUUCAGAAGCAGAUGAUGAAGAAGCAGAUGGGGAAAGCAGUGGUGAACCACCGGGGACUCAGAAGGACGAAAUAACUCUAGGAAAGAGAACAUUAAGGAAAGAUGAGGCAAAAAUGGAUAGUCCACCCCCGUCUUACCCCAGUCAACAGGCUGACCAAGGUCCAAAUACUUGUGAAUGCCAUGUUUGCAAACAGGAAGCUUCAGGUCUGACUGCUUCAGCGCUCGCAGCCGGACGUCUUCCUGCUGGCCAUCAGUUUAUGAACCCAGAAAAACCUGCACAUCCUGCACUUCACCUUUACCCUCAUAUACAUGGACAUGUACCAUUGCAUACUAUUCCUCAUCUGCCUCGUCCACUUAUCCACCCUACCUUAUAUACAGCUUCACCCUUUACACACAAUAAGGCAUUACCGCCAGCACCGGUUCAGAAUCAUACAAACAAGCAUCAGGUAUUCAAUGCGUCGCUCCAAGAUCAUAUUUAUCCAAGCUGUUUUGGGAGCACUCCAGACUGGAAUAGCUCUAAAUUUAUAAGUCUUUGGGGAUCAGAAAUGAUGAAUGACAAGAACUGGAAUCCAGCUACCUUUUUGCCCGAGACACUUCCUGGGAAUGAUCUAUUAGCACCAGCACUCUCAGAAAUAAGACCUGAAGCACUUCCUACUACAUCUAGCAAUGAAGCAACAGCAGUUACAGAUAGCAAAGAGAAAAAAAAUGCUGCAAAGAAGAAAUGUCUGUACAAUUUCCAGGAUGCCUUUAUGGAAGCUAAUAAAGUUGUCAUGGCAACCUCUUCUGCCACUUCUUCUGUCUCCUGCACAGCUACUACAGUGCAGUCAAGCAGCAACCAGUUUAAAGUAUCAUCUAAGAGACCUUCAUCAAUAGGAGAAGUGUUCCACAAUAUCAAUAAAGAGGACCAUAGACAUUCUGCACCAGUUGCACCACGAAAUAGCCCUACUAGUUUAGCAUCCCUUCCUUCACUCUCUCCUGCUGCACUGUCUCCAGCCACUACACCCCAUAUCCCAAAUCUUGCUGCUCCAUCUUUCCCCAAAACUGCUGCAACGGCCCCUGGAUUUGUGGAUCCACAUUCAGGUCUUUGUCCCUCCACAGUUGCACCCCCUACUUCAACCACAAACAGCUCUGUAAGUGCGCCACCAAGUGUCUGCAGUGAUCCUGACUGUGAGGGCCAUCGCUGUGAGAACAGUAAUACAUAUGAUCAUCAACAGUAUGAUGGAGAGGAGAGCCAAGAUGAAGACAGCUGUUCAGAGCAUAGCUCCAGUACCUCAACAUCCACAAAUCAGAAAGAAGGAAAAUACUGUGACUGUUGCUACUGUGAGUUCUUCGGUCAUGGAGGACCACCCGCUGCACCAACCAGUAGAAAUUAUGCAGAAAUGAGGGAAAAACUUCGUUUACGUUUGACAAAGAGGAAGGAGGAGCAGCCGAAGAAACCAGACCAGAUUUCUGAAAGAGAGAGUGUAGUUGACCAUCGAAAAGUGGAAGACUUGCUACAAUUCAUAAAUAGCUCUGAGACCAAACCAGUAAGCAGCUCUCGGGCAGCCAAGCGAGCGAGACAUAAGCAAAGAAAGCUAGAAGAAAAGGCUCGUCUUGAAGCAGAAGCCAAAGAGAGGGAGCAUCAUCAAUUGCUUGAAGAGCAGAGACGGCGGGAAGAGGAGGAGGAAGAAAGACUAAAACAGGAGCUGCAACAACUUCAAGAACUUCAGCAGUUACAAGCUGUAAAGAAAAAGAAAAAAGACAGAACAAGUAAAGACUGUCAGAAGAUGGAAAUGCUUACUCGAAACUGCCAGGCAGUGAAGGAAUCAAUCCCAAACCCACCAGAAGACAUUCAGAAUGGCAUACUUGAGCAAUCAGAAAAGGUAGAAACCUCAUCUAGUUCACUGUCUAGGCAUGUAAAUCAUGUGGAACAGAGGCCAAUUCCUGAGAUGGUCUGUGAACUGUCUGAUCCCACAAACACUAGAGACUCAAAGUUGCUUUUCCAGAAAGAGAUGAAUGUGAAACAGCAUGAGCCCCUGUCUUUUCUCUUUGAUAUAAUGCAUCAUCAUAAAGAAGGUAAUAGUAAACAAAAACUAAAGCAAAUAAACAAACCCUGUGCUGAACAAAUGAAAAAGCCUGCUGAAUCCCCCAAAGCAACAGAGAUUCAGUGUAAGACCAGAAACCAACUCGAAUCCAAAGUGAAAGCAGCAGAGCUCCCACUGCUUGCAGAGCCGAAAAAAGAGGACAAAAAAACAAGCAGUAAUAACAAAAAGCAGCUGAAUCACGUAAAGGAAGAGAAAACACCUGUAGUGAGUGAGUCCCCUUCUCCAAGUGAGCAGCAACAAAACAAUAAACUGAUACUUGCAGAAUCUCCUCAGCCAAAAGGCAAGAACAAGAAAAACAAGAAGAAGAAGGGAGACAAAGUCAACAAUUCCAUAGAUGAUGUGUUUCUGCCCAAAGACAUUGACCUAGACAGUGUGGAAAUGGAUGAGACAGAACGGGAAGUGGAGUAUUUUAAAAGAUUCUGCUUGGACUCCGCCAGACAGACAAGGCAGAGACUUUCCAUCAACUGGUCCAAUUUUAGCUUGAAAAAAACCACCUUUGCUGCUCAUUGAAAUGACACAGUUUGGGGAGGGAACCCUGCAGGAAUCAAUGAAAGACAACUCCACUUAUCUGUCCUGCUGUGCUGAGAGCUUAUCUGGUCUUGAGCCAGUGCUGCCUUGCCUUGUCCCCAGUGCUGUGUGGAUCUGCACUGAACCCCUUGGCCUGAUAGUUCUUGCAGACUGAGAAAUUGCCACUUUCUACCUGAAUUUGUUAGCUUGUGUGCUUGUAGUCUGUGAGUGAGACUUACUUGAUUGUAGCUGUAUGCUGUUGGAGUUGGAACAAUAGAUUUUUUUUUUCCCCAACUCCUUCUGAUUGCCUUGGCCUCAAAGACUUUAAACCUGCUUCCUAGGCUUGGGUGGAGGCCAAAAUACUAGUUUGCAUCAUCUGCAGUGGCUCCUGUCACUUCUGCAUCUAGCUAUGUUUUGUCAUUCUGACUUCUGACAAAGGAAUGGACCUAGUCAGUUGCGCUUUCAUCUGCUCCAGAACUCUCCUGACACGGUCUCAUGAAAAAGAGGCUCUCAUGGGACAAGCAUUUCCUCAGUUCUUUCACAAUCUACUGUUAAAGAGUGUACAAGUUACGCUAUUUGUGUUUUGAUUUUUUCCUGACUUGUAGCCAGCUUGUGUAAGAAUACUUGCAGAAUGAGAACGUUUAAAAAAGAACAAUACUCACACUAUCAAAUCUGUUAUAGAGAGUAUAAUUGUAUUAACACUGAAGCCUAACUGGCUACUUUUUUAACAUAUUGUUAAGUAAUAUUAAAAUCAUGUCUUUCUUUUUGAAAGAUGGAAUACAUUAGUAUGGCAGAAGGCUUGUGUCUUGCUUUUUUCUGCUUGGGGACAGG